This is a messenger RNA of Macadamia integrifolia, 1224 nucleotides long. RefSeq names its product non-functional NADPH-dependent codeinone reductase 2-like. The transcript is spliced from 4 exons. Lineage: Eukaryota; Viridiplantae; Streptophyta; Magnoliopsida; Proteales; Proteaceae. Gene Ontology annotation, cellular component: cytosol. Bases 20 to 985 code for a protein of 321 amino acids. The record is from RefSeq and is a predicted model, not a curated record. Gene Ontology annotation, molecular function: aldose reductase (NADPH) activity.
GCAGCACAAAGGAGAAGAGAUGAGAAGCAUUCCAGAGAUAUCUCUAGGUUCCACAGUCCGAGGCAUUCCCUCCAUUGGAAUGGGGACGGCAGUGUAUCCCUUCACUGCUUCUGAAACCAUGAAGUCAGCGAUUCUCCAUGCAAUCAAACUCGGUUACAGGCACUUCGACUCAGCUGCUCUCUAUGAUUCAGAGCAGCCUCUUGGAGAAUCCAUCAAAGAAGCUCAAAGCCUGGGCUUAAUCAAAUCCAGAGAUGAACUUUUCAUCACUUCCAAGCUAUGGUGUACUGAUGUUCACCAUGACCGUGUCCUUCCAGCUCUCAAAAAGACUCUCCAGAAUCUUCAAUUGGAGUACCUUGAUCUCUACCUCAUCCAUUUACCUGCAAGUCUGAAGCCAGGGGAACAUGAAGUGCCCUUUAAUAAGGAAGACAUUCUCCCCAUGGAUAUCAAAUCUGUUUGGGAAUCAAUGGAGAAGUGUCAGCAGCUCGGCCUCACGAGAUUCAUCGGAGUCAGCAACUUCUCUUGCAAGAAGCUCCAAGAAUUACUUGCUGUCGCCAAGAUCCCUCCUGCUGUCAAUCAAGUGGAGAUGAACCCACUUUGGCAACAGAAGAAGCUGAGGAAAUUCUGCAAGGAAAACGGAAUACAUGUUACUGCUUACUCUCCCUUGGGUGCCAAAGGAACAAAUUGGGGCACUAACAGUGUUAUGGAGUGUGAGGUUCUGAAAGAGAUAGCAGAGGCAAGAGGAAAGACAAUCGCUCAGGUUUGCUUGAGAUGGGUGUACGAGCAAGGGGUGAGUGUAGUUGUGAAGAGCUUUAACAAGGAAAGGAUUAAAGAGAAUUUUGAGAUCGUUGAUUGGAUGCUAAGCCAAGAAGACUUGCAGAGGAUUGAUGGGAUUUUAUUACAACAAAAAGGGUUGACUGCUGUAGAAUUUAUCUCAGAAGAAGGCCCUUACAAGUCCCUUGAUGAGUUUUGGGAUGGGGAGAUAUAGGGAUGAUCAUGGCCUUGCAAUAUAUGCAUCUCUAAUGCAAUGUGCAAACAUAUUUUGAGUCUUGUAAUUUUCUGCUUGUUCCUUGGGAAAAUAACAACUUAGUCAAUUGACUCCCUCGCAAGAAGGGUCUUGUCAUAAUUUAGCCCAUUUUCAAUUUAUGGAUUUAGGCUGUGUUGUACCUCAUCCAUGAGUUCUUCAUGUCUGUUUGAAUAAAUCAAUAAAAUGGCAUAUGUGUGGGA